AUGAAGACCAUGGAAAGCGACAUGGCUGCACUAGCACUCAAUGUCGAGUCCAAUGACGAGGGGAAUGUCAGUGAGACCUCGUCUUCGGAAGAAGGCGUGUCGUCUUCUUCUUUCGAGAAUAUCCCACCGCCAUCCAUUUUUAGCGAUAAUGACGACGAUAUUGCGGGUCAAUUGCUGAGUAUUUUGGCUGAGGAGAUGUCUCAGAAGAAGCGGAAGCGAAAUCUCAAGACUGCGGGGCCAAGUACAACAGGAAUUCGUCAUCGGAAGGUACUGGCUCUGGCGUUACCUAAGGACGACCUCAAGCGGGAGAAGAACCGCGACUCGGUCAAACGCUCGUAUUAUCGCAAAAUUGAGACACUUGAUGAACUGAGACAACACGCUGAGGAUCUACGGGAGCAGUACAUGACUCUCCUGGCUCAAUGGGAAAACAAGACGAGGAAGGAGAAGGUCGAGGCAGCUUCUACCCCGUCCAGUCUUAUAGAAAGGUACCUGGAACUUGCAAGGUGGCGUGACCAACUGUGGAUGGAGAACACGCAGCUUCAAGAGCAAUUUGACGAUCAGGAGAAAAUCACGUAUCGUUUUCAGCGACUGUUCAAUAUUAAUUACCAGCUCAUGAACCGCUCAUUUGCAGCACCAAUACAACAAGCCGACGCUGAUCGCCGUGUUCAGACACCGAUGCUUAUCAUGAACGAGAUGUCGUUUGGAAGCUUCAAUGUGUUUGCACAGGAGGCACAACGCACGUUCGAGACUUUCCUGGAGAGUCGCCAUUGCAUGGUCACAACGGAGACGGCACUUGGAUGGACGUGCUCCCACGUUGCCAAAGACAACUCAUUUGGCUACUACUUUGAAAAGAGCUUUCAGCCCAAUUCGUACAAGUGUGUGUCGGAAGUAGUGCGGGCAGCAUGGCAAACACUCACGUCGCCCGAAAAACAUUCGAAGCUGUACGCGCCGGCGUUAAAUACGCGUUUCCACAUCAUGCAGCAGUUUGACAACAACAGCUAUGUGCUGUAUCGUACUAUGGAGAAAGAGGGAGAGGACUCGAUCACUACAGCCCUCAUCAUCAUGACGCGCAUUCCUCAUCCAAAUUACUCGGGCUGCCUCAUUAUCUGUAAAGGUCUUCGCCGCGAAGAGCACACGCUACAUGUGGAGUUUAGCGAAGUCAUUGCGUUGCAGAAGAAGAAGGAGUGGCGAGAAUCCAUGUACUGGCUCAAUAUCGAGGAGAAACAUGCCGAUGACAAGGUUGAGGCGAGUCAAGAUGGUUCUAACGAGAACAAGAGGAAGAUGCUGAAAGUCGUGCACGGCGGAAUUAUGAACAACAUGGGCGAUCGCAGUCGCUCUUUUUGGCUAUUUGAGAACUUCCAGAUUGCUCUUCGCUGGGAGCAGAAUCUUGGUCUGGGUGAACCGAUAAGCUGA
Peronospora matthiolae is the source of this 1413-nucleotide messenger RNA. The record is from the annotation of a GenBank genome assembly. Lineage: Eukaryota; Oomycota; Peronosporomycetes; Peronosporales; Peronosporaceae.